This is a messenger RNA of Xenopus tropicalis (tropical clawed frog), 3568 nucleotides long. RefSeq names its product chloride channel accessory 1 gene 3 (gene clca1.3). NCBI's taxonomy places the organism in Eukaryota, Metazoa, Chordata, Amphibia, Anura, Pipidae. The coding region runs from base 6 to 2723 and encodes 905 amino acids. Gene Ontology annotation, biological process: chloride transmembrane transport; chloride transport. The transcript has 14 exons. The record is from RefSeq and is a predicted model, not a curated record. Gene Ontology annotation, molecular function: intracellularly calcium-gated chloride channel activity.
ACACAAUGUCUUUCUGUAGUGUCUUUGCAUUAUUUGUAACAUGUUAUCUUUUCUUUGCAUCUGGUACUUCAAUCAAACUUCAGGAUGGUGGCUAUGAAGACAUUGUUAUUGCAAUUAAUCCAGGACUGCGAGAGAAUGUCAAGAUUAUUGAAAAUAUUCAGAAUAUGAUAAAUGGAGCUAGCCAUUAUUUAUUUAAUGCUACAAGGAAUCGAGUCUAUAUAAAAAGUGUAAAAAUCUUAAUUCCUAUGACUUGGUCAAACAAGAGCUAUACCAAGGCAAGAACAGAAACCUAUAAUAAGGCAGAUGUGAUCAUUGCCACCCCUCAUCUCAAGUUUGGAGAUGACCCAUAUACUCUGCAGUAUGGUGGCUGUGGAGAAGCAGGAAAAUACAUUCAUAUGACACCAGACUUCUUGCUGAAUGAUGUCCUGGUUUCUGUUUACGGACCUCGAGGGAGAGUCUUUGUCCACGAAUGGGCGCAUCUACGAUGGGGCGUUUUUGAUGAAUACAACUAUGAAAAACCUUUUUAUAUUACUGGAGAUAAAAAUAUAGAAGCAACAAGAUGCUCUGCUGAUAUUACUGGCACCUACAUUAAACAGUGUCAAGGACAAACCUGCAAGUGCAUCCGUGACCCACAAACAGGCCUUUAUGAAGAUGACUGUGUAUUUGUACCUGAAAGGAAUGGGGCUGCCAAGGCAUCUAUCAUGUAUUUACAGGCACUGCCAUCUGUUACUGAAUUCUGUGACAAGAACCAUAACACUGAGGCUCCAACAUUACAGAACCGGAUCUGUAACUCACGUAGCACAUGGGACGUCAUUAUGAACUCCACUGAUAUAAAGUCCACUCCUCCACAGGCUGACUCCAAUAUCCCAGCAGUCCCCUCCUUCUCGCUGCUACAGAGUUCUGAUAGAGUUGUGACUCUGGUGCUUGAUGUGUCUGGAAGUAUGGCCAGUGGUGGUCGCAUUGAACGGCUGUACCAGGCAGCAGAAGUGUUUCUUAUGCAGAUUGUUGAAGAGGGCUCUUAUGUUGGGAUUCUCACUUUCUCAACCUCGAUAUCUGUCCUCUCCAAAUUGGUGCAAGUAAUUGAAAACACUCAGCGGAAACAACUAAAGUCCUUCCUUCCAACAAAUGCAUUUGGUGGAACAGACAUUUGUUUGGGAAUUAGGGAGGGCAUCAAGAUAAACAGACAGUAUGAUGGAUCAUCAUAUGGCACGGAACUAGUCCUCCUGACAGAUGGAGAAGAUAACUAUGACACAUCUAAAUGCUUUCCUGAUAUAACCAAUAGUGGAGCGAUCAUUCAUGUCAUUGCUUUGGGCCCUAAUGCAGCCAAGGAACUUGAACAAAUUGUAGACAUGACAGAGGGAUUACGCUUUCUAGCAACAGAUAAAGUGGAUACUCAAGGAUUAAUUGAGGCUUUCAUCAGCCUCACAGCUGGAGAUGGGGCUACUACCCAGCAUGCUAUUCAGCUGGAGAGCUCUGGCUCAGUUGUUAACCCAAAGGAUUGCUUAACUGGCACUGUCUUUAUGGACAAGACAGUGGGGAAUGGAACGUUCUUUCUAGUCACAUGGGUAAACUUGGUACCAGCCAUCAAUCUAACAGACCCAAAUGGAAAGGUAUACACAACUAACAAUUUUACCGCUGACACAACUUCAAAAUCUUCUAGACUUGAAAUCCUGGGAACAGCUGAGAGAGGAGCUUGGCAGUACAACCUGUGCAAUACUCACACAGCAAGUCAGGCCAUAGGCUUUGUGGUGACAUCUAGAGCAGCGGAUGAAAAUGUACCUCCAAUUACAGUGAAUGCUCAUAUGAAUCAGAAUGCAAAUAACUACCCUGAGCCAAUGGUUGUCUAUGCAUCAGUAAAUCAAGGACUAUUGCCUGUCAUAGGCGCCAAUGUAACAGCCAUUAUUGAGCCAGUAAAUGGCAAUUUAGUCACUUUAGAACUCUGGGACAACGGCGCAGGUGCUGAUAUUGUAAAAAACGAUGGAAUCUACUCAAGAUAUUACACAGAAUUUCAAGGAAAUGGAAGAUAUGGUUUAAAAGUGCGAGUGGAAAACGGCAACAAGAAAAGCCGACUGGCACUGCCAAGGGGCCGAGCUCUAUAUAUUCCCGGCUAUUUGGAGAAUGAGCAAAUAAUAAUGAACCCAUCACGGCCAGUAAUUAAUGAUGAGGACCUUAAUUUGGGGGAAUUCAGUAGAACAACUUCUGGUGGAUCCUUUGUAGUAAAUAAUAUACCUGCAGGUCCUCAGCCAGACUUAUAUAAACCCGACAAAGUAACUGACUUGGAGGCAAAAAUAAAAGGAAACACAAUUGUGUUGACCUGGACAGCGACUGGGGAUGACUUGGACCAAGGAGUUGUUUCAGGAUAUGACGUAAGAAUGAACAUGAACUCCAGUGAUCUCAGAAACAAUUUUGAUGGAUCUACGAGAGUCAACACUUCCAGUCUAACACCACAGAUCGCUGGAUCCAGUGAAUCAUUUACAUUUGUUCCAGAUAAGAUUACAAUAGAAAAUGGCACCAUCCUUUAUUUUGCUCUUAUUGCUUUUGAUAAAGUUUCACAGAAAUCGGAUCUGUCAAACAUAGCACAAGCGGCUCUGCUUAUUCCUCCAACUCCUGCUCCUACUACAGUUCCUACUAAAGUUCCACCCUCAAAUGGCAGUUCUGGGAGCCUGGACAUAACAUUCCUGAGUCUGAUCAUUUGUUCAUCUGCAAUGUUUGCAUUACUGUAAUUAUUAUGUUGUGUACUGUGAACUGCAGGGAAAACAUUUUGAGAAAUGUGAAUGUAAGAAAAUAUAAAUUUUAUAAAAUUAAUUGAACGCAAUUAAUUAAAUCAAUAUUACUAUACUCUAAAACAUUAAUGACUCUCAUUUUUAUAUUUGAAUCGCUAAACUAUUGCCAGCAAUUAUUCAUAUACACUGUAGUUUGUUGUAAAGUGGUUGUAAAGUGACAUUCAGUGGUGUACUAUUAAUGGGACCAAUUUACUUGUUAGAUUUAGGCCAAUGACACAUGAGGAGAUUUGUCGCCCCGCGAUUAAUCUCCUCUAGCUGUGGCAACUAAUCUUCUCAAAUGCUUUCAUAUCGGUGAGGAUGUAAAUCGCUAGUAGGAAAACAUAUGUGUUGCUUUGGCUUUCUAAAGUCGCCCCGAAGGUGCCUCGCGAGGAAACUUUGGGCGACUUUGGAAAGCUGAAGAAACACUUAUAUCUUAUAAAAGCGAUUUACAUUCUCACCGGUAGGAAAGCAUUCAAGGAGAUUAGAUCAGUGACAAAUAGUAAUGUUUCUAUGGUAAAACAGAGGGACAGCUGUUAAUGAAAGCACACAUUUCUCAUACGUGAUGUCUGUGCAUUGUUAGAAACGAAGGAAAAACAGAGGAGCAGCUUUCUAUAAGCAGAUAUAAUUUCCUACUAUCUGUCAUUGAGUUGCAAUGGAUAAUACCUUUGGUACACCUAGAAAUUGACUUUGAGUAAAGUGUCACACUUUUAGGUGAAUGACGAUGAUAUAAUGAGAAUUAAUAUUUGUGGUGCACAAAAAAGCCUUGAAUGUAUGUUUACCAUAAUAAAAAAAACUGCAUCUUUGAA